AUGGUGUGUAAGGAUAAUCAGCCAUUUACUAUUGUAGAGAACGAAGGCUUUCGCAAUUUCCUUAAAGUGAUUGAGCCGCGUUAUAAACUUCCCAAUAAAACAACACUCACUCGUUGGGUUGAUGACAAAUACGCCGCCCUAUCAGGAAUCAUCCGUGAAAAGUUGUCGGGCAUUGAAAAUCUGACUUUGACAACUGACAUGUGGUCAGAAUCGAUGUCCAUGAGGAGCUUUCUUGGAGUCACAGCUCAUUUCGGUGUUGGCAGUGAGUUGUUUUCUAUCACUCUGGGAGUAAGCCAAUCAAAUGAACGCCAUACAUCACAACACAUUGCUGAAAUGCUGCUGAACACUUGCGACGAAUGGAGUAUUGACAAAGACCAAAUUUCGGCUGUGGUGACGGACAAUGCACCAAAUAUGGUGAAAGCUGUAGAGCUAGCCUUUGAACAAUGCAAACCACUACGCGAGUUAAUAAGCAAAGUCAAAGAUGUUGUGACGUGGUUUAAACAGAGCAACAUAGCAACCAACGAACUCCGUAAAUCAACCUCAGACGAAACUAAAUUAAUUCAACAGGUGCCUACUAGAUGGAAUAGCACAUAUUAUAUGAUUGAGCGAUUCAUCGAACUUCGUGAGAUUGUUAACAAUAUAAUCAUCAGACACAAAAAUGCACCAGCUAUGCUGCAUGCGUCAGAACUUGCACAUCUAAGUUCAGUUCUACAGGUACUACGUCCAAUAGAAGCUGCUACGAAGGAGGUCACAGGUGAUAAGUAUUGCACUAGCAGCAAAGUAAUACCACUUAUUCAUUGCCUCGUUUUAAAAAUUAAGCCUCUGAGCUUCGACGACUCGAUUGCCAAAGAGCUACAGUCUCUGGUUCUUAAGGAGAUUCAGAAGAGAAUGGGUGUCAUCGAAAACGUAACUCCCCUCGCUAUAGCCACGGUAUUGGACCCCAGAUUCAAGAAAAUGCAUUUUACGGAUCCGCUUGCAUGCUCUGCUGCUGUAGGAAAAAUAAAAGAUCUCAUGAAAGCCGCAGCCCACAACACGACCAAAGAUUCGGAGUCAUCGGAACUUUCUGAUAAAAAUGAGGAUAACUAUUCAUUGUGGGAGGACCACCACAAGCUAGUCCAUAAAAGUUGGAAAUUGUCAAAGGCCGAUGACACUAUUUCUGAUGAGCUGGCCAUAUAUCUACGUUGCCCAGUGGGUAGACUCACUGAAAACCCAUUGGAAAUUUGGAAGGACUUGGAGAUACAGCUCCCACAAUUGAAGCCAAUCGCAUAUAAAUAUCUGACCAUGGUGGGAACGAAUAUUGGUAUUAAUAAAGAAUGA
Molecule: messenger RNA, 1317 nt
Organism: Bactrocera tryoni
Lineage: Eukaryota; Metazoa; Arthropoda; Insecta; Diptera; Tephritidae
Product: zinc finger BED domain-containing protein 4-like
Exons: 3
Coding region: 1-1317 (438 amino acids)
Source: RefSeq, a predicted model, not a curated record